AUGAAGUUACCGUUACCCUUGCUGUCAAGGGGACCCCAAACCGGAGGCCAAAUUCACGGGUUUGUAGUUUCUUCUGGGUUUGCUUCGUAUACUAUGAUUUCAAAUUCUUUGAUGAGUAUGUACACCAAAGCUGGACAGUUUGAUGGUCCCUUACUUAUCUUUGAGACUAUGUGCUAUACUGAUUUAGUUUCUUGGAAUACUAUUCUUUCGGGGUUUCGAACAAGUGAAGGUGCAUUGAAUUUUGCUCAUAGGAUGAAUUUUAAUGGAGUUGUUUAUUAUCUAGUGACCUAUACUACGAUUCUUGCUUUUUGUGCGGAUCAUGAAGAUUUUCUAUUUGGAUUACAACUGCAUUCUCUUAUAUUUAAGUCUGGUUUAGAUGGUGACAUUUUUGUUGGAAAUGCACUUAUAAGUAUGUAUUCGAGGUUGAGGUGGUUAAUAGAAGCUAGGAGUGUGUUUGAUGAAAUGGCAAAUGAGGAUCUGAUUUCAUGGAAUGCAAUACUAUCAGGUUACUCUCAAGAGGGAAAUCAUGGCCUUGUGGCGAUUUUUGUCUUUAUUGAGAUGGUGGCAGAAGGGAUGGGACGAAGAAGAUGCAUCUCUCUAUUUAAUGAGAUGAGAUUGGAUGGAGUAUAUCCAAAUGAUGUUACAUUUGUUGGACUAAUCCAUGCUAUAUCAAUUAGGAAGUUGGUGGAGGAAGGCGAAAUGAUUCAUGGGUUUUGCAUAAAGACUGGCUUUUUAUCAAAGCAUAAUGUUUGCAACAGCUUGAUCACCAUGUAUGCUAAGCUUGAGUCCAUGCAUGACUCCAUCAAAGUUUUUGAGGAGCUAAACAUCAUGUAA
Messenger RNA from Prunus armeniaca (apricot), 834 nucleotides. The record is from the annotation of a GenBank genome assembly. Lineage: Eukaryota; Viridiplantae; Streptophyta; Magnoliopsida; Rosales; Rosaceae.